UUGCUACAAAGCAUAAUUCCUCGGAGUCGUUCAGGUAAGGAAGUACCGUUUGCCAGGCUACACUCAACGCCAGUCAAGCCACAGCAUCGUCAGGUGUAUGAACUCUUGCCACUCCGGCGUUAUUUACAAACUUAAAACAAUAUUUAUAUUUAAAACCAUAGAGUAAUUAGAUUUCUUGUUAUUUAUUUAAAUAAAUGUGAUUAUUAUUAACGAUAUAGUAAUAAACGGUUCAACGCUAACUUGAGAAUAUUCUUGCUCCCAAGGGUUAAUUAACGAUAUUAAAUUCUACUCCAUAUAUAUGUAUAGAUGUAUAAAACAAUGAUUUUUCCAAAGACAAUAAUAGUGAUAGCUUUUUUGGGCAUUGCCGUUGCUCAGAAAGAGGAUGACGUUGAUAUUUCCAGUGCAUUUGCAGAAGUGGCGAAUUCAUUUUUUUCUGAUGAAUCACAAGGGACAAAUAAAUUUAUGAAUGAAAACAAUGGACUAGCAGGAUUUGGCCAAAUUUUGUCUGGAAUUGGAAACUUGAUGGCGAGUACAUCAGGAGGUCAAAAUGGUAAAAAUCAAGGCGGCAUAGAUUUGUCAAUGCUGGGUCCAGUUUUACAAAUGGUUGCUUCUUCUGCUAGUAAUAACAAUCAACAGAUGAAAAACGCCAGGUCUAGUAAUGAAGAUGGAAACGGAUUUAAUGUUGACUUUGAAGGCUUGAUGAAUAUGGCAAGUAUGUUUUUGGGUCCUCGUGAAAACAAUAAUGCUGAAGGUAUCUUAGGAUUACUUCCCAUGAUAUUGGAGAACUUUAAUUCUGGCGAAUCAUCUCCUGAUCAUCCAAAAAAUCAUGAUCAUUCAGCUCAUUCAUGGUACAUGCCGCCAAUUCUUGAAAAUAUACAUGUUCUAUGGGAUCAUUUUAGAAAUUCUGAGUUCGGGCAAACUCUAUGGAAAAAUAGUGGGCUGGCUCAUAUCAUAGGUUCUAUGAGUGAUUCGGAAGGUCAUAUUAUGUAUGAAAGAAUUCUUGAAAGUUUUGAAAAUCCAAGUGCUCGUCGACGAUGGAUAAAAUCCUUGACAAAUUUCGUUGCUGAUUGGUUCUCUCAUAUAUCUGAUCCUGAUAUUCAAAGUCGUUAUUUAACCACUGCGCAAUUUGUAGUCAACAGUUUUCUGAAAUCCCAAGGGUUUCCUAAGUCAGCGGUAUUCGACCCAACAAAACCUGCUGAAAGUCUUACCAGAAUGAUAAAUGCUGGGGCCAAAAGAUAUCUUAACAUGAACAUAGACAGUGCUAAGUAUAUAAAACCUGCCGUGGCAUAUGUUCAGGAUUUGAUAAAAUUGGCUUCAGAGAAAGGAUUCAUUAUGUCUAGAGUCAAUGCUAAUGAACUCAGCAAUCGUCUCAGCGACACUAUAAAUAAUGAUCUAGUAUCUCCGAUUCUCAAGACUUAUCGAGCAUAUAAGUGGGCAGUAAAAUCUCCAAAAUGUGCAACUCACAUAUUAUGUGUUAUUAAUCAAAAACCAUCUGAUGAGAACAAUAGAUCUGUUCUACGAGACAGUAUUAUAAAGGUUAGCAGCUUUCCAGCAGCAUGGGCAAUUAGUACCAAAACGAAUGUUAGUUUUUGGACACUUUAUGGUGCUAUUAGAGAAAAUGAACAAUGUUUCGAUAAGUAUCCAGCUGACUGCAAUGAGUUCCAUGAAGAAGAAAUUCGAGUCACUACAGAAGCAAUUCAUAUUGAAUUAUAGUGCAAAUAGUAUAAAGGUUCAAAAAAACAUCAAAUUCUUCCAAAAAUUUUUUUAUGGCAGGAUAUUGAGACAUAAAUAAUUCCCAAUGUUUUUGAUAUUUCAGUUAACGAAAAAAAUUUCAUUGAAGAUAUCUAAUAUCAGUGUAAUGAAAUCAAGAUAUAUGUUAGUUAUAAUAAUUAUUUAAAGUUUUAUUUCAUAUUGCAGAUUGACUAUCUUAUUUUAAAUUAAAAAUAUGAUUAUUUUUACAUUAUUUGAAAAAUAUAAAUCACACACAUUUAAAUUGCAAUCAUGAUCAACUUUUUGGAAGUUUUAUCUACUUAGUAAUAAUAAGACAUCGAAUAUGUUACAUUCCAUUAAGUGCAAUACUGUUAAAUAUAUAUGUUAUAAUAAGUCAAGUAAUACGAAACGUGAAGUUCGGUUUUUAAUAUAAUUUAUAUAAUUAUUCACUUUAACCUAUUUACUAUAUCAAUAAUUUAAUCUUUGUAAAUAUUAGAUAAAUUUCAAAAUGAAUAUAACGAAUGUACAAAAAUUUGUCACUGCUACAUAUUCAUUCCGAUAAUAGUUUCACCAGAAUAUAUGAUUAAAUAUUACUUCUUUUUGAUACUUUUGCAUGCCCAUUCAAGUCCUUCCUGUAAUAAUUUUUUAUUAAACAUGCAAUAAACUGAUAAAAAUAAUAAAUAUUCAUAAGGGUGAUCACAAUAUAAAUAUACUAAUAACAUUAUUUUUUAUCAAUAUAAUUUUUGUGUAAGCCUACAAUGUAAAAAUCAAGAUGGACAAGUGUAGAAGCUGAAGCUAGCGGCCAAAAUAAGUAGCGGCCACGCAAAAAAUUACUGGCCGCUACUUCUUACGGCCGCUUGCUUCAGUUUCAUUGGACAAGUAAAGUAUUUUCUAUUGUAAUCCUUUAUAAAUAUUUUCAUGAUUUUUUCAAACUGUAUGAUAAUAAAUUCAAAUUGUCAGAAGAAAA
This is a messenger RNA of Microplitis demolitor, 2677 nucleotides long. RefSeq lists its product as uncharacterized. The coding region runs from base 307 to 1713 and encodes 468 amino acids. The record is from RefSeq and is a predicted model, not a curated record. The transcript has 7 exons. Lineage: Eukaryota; Metazoa; Arthropoda; Insecta; Hymenoptera; Braconidae.